Helobdella robusta is the source of this 1137-nucleotide messenger RNA. RefSeq lists its product as hypothetical. Gene Ontology annotation, cellular component: mitochondrion. Gene Ontology annotation, biological process: glycine catabolic process. NCBI's taxonomy places the organism in Eukaryota, Metazoa, Annelida, Clitellata, Rhynchobdellida, Glossiphoniidae. The transcript has 7 exons. The record is from RefSeq and is a predicted model, not a curated record. The annotation marks the transcript as partial. Gene Ontology annotation, molecular function: protein binding; aminomethyltransferase activity.
CUACGACACACUCGACUUUAUGAUUUUCAUGUCAACAAAGGCGCCAAAAUGGUUGAAUUUGCUGGCUGGAACAUGCCUGUCGUGUACAACAACAUGACCAUCAGUGAAUCACAUCUCUAUACAAGGUUAGAGAAGGCCUCAAUGUUUGAUGUGUCACACAUGCUUCAGACAAAAGUAUCAGGCAAAGACAGGAUUGAAUUUUUUGAGAGCCUCAUCGUGGGGGACCUUCAGGGACUUGCCACGGACCACUCACUUCUUACCCUCUUCACGAACGAUGAGGGGGGUAUCAUUGAUGACCUGGUGGUCACUAAAACCUCUCAAGAUUACUUGUAUGUGGUGUCCAACGCUGGCUGUUCUGAAAAAGAUCACAAACAUCUUGAGGAAGAAUGUGCAAAGUUUGCAGCCAAAGGAAAAGAAGUCAAAGUGGAAACUAUUGAGAAUAGUCUUGUUGCUGUUCAAGGCCCCCAAGCGGCAGUCACUUUGCAACCACACGUGAACUCUGACCUUUCGACCUUGUCCUUCAUGUCCAGUCGUCUCGUGACAUUGUUCGAUGUGCCCAAUGUCAGACUUACAAGGUGCGGCUACACUGGAGAGGAUGGUUUUGAGAUCAGCCUGCCAAUGGACAUGACGGUGUACGUGUGUGAGCAACUGCUCGAGAUCAACAACGAGAUCAUCAAACUUGCGGGCCUGGGUGCCAGGGACACCCUUCGCCUCGAGGCAGGCCUCUGCCUCUACGGCAACGACAUCGACGAGAAGACCACCCCAGUCGAAGCGGGGCUCGCUUGGACCAUCGGCAAACGCAGACGAGAGUUGGCGGACUUCCCUGGGGCACCGUUGAUUUUGAAGCAGUUGAAGGACAAGCCACACAGAAAGAGGGUGGGGAUUAUUUCCCAUGAGGCACCAAUCAGAGCCGACAACUUGGUGUAUGAUGGAUCCGGUACAUCCCUGGUAGGCAAGCUGACCAGUGGCUGUCCAUCUCCAUCUCUGAAGAAGAACAUCGCAGUGGGGUACGUGGACAUCGGGUCAUCCGAGAUCGGCACUGAGGUCAAAGUUGAAGUUCGCAAGCAUCAGGUUGAAGCUGUCAUCGCUAAGAUGCCUUUUAUUCCGACAAAUUAUUACCAUGCUCCUAAAAAAUGA